This is a messenger RNA of Pongo pygmaeus (Bornean orangutan), 1241 nucleotides long. Its product is annotated as E3 ubiquitin-protein ligase HERC2-like. The coding region runs from base 621 to 1157 and encodes 178 amino acids. NCBI's taxonomy places the organism in Eukaryota, Metazoa, Chordata, Mammalia, Primates, Hominidae. The transcript is spliced from 4 exons. The record is from RefSeq and is a predicted model, not a curated record.
AUCACACUUGGCUGAUUUUUUCAUAGAGAUGGGGUUUCAUCAUGUUGGCCAGGCUGGUCUUGAACUCCUGAUCUCAAGUAAUCUUUCCACCUUGGCCUCCCAAAGUGCUGGGAUUACAGGCAUGAGCCACCGCCUGUGGCAGCUUUUGUGGUUACAUUGUAGCCAUUAUUUGUGUUUGGUGCAGAUGGUUGGGGUGGGGUGGAGGUUGCUGUUGCUAGUUGUUUAGCUCUUCUGCUGAUCUUGAGCUUUUCCAUAUAUGUGUUCAUAGUGGGGUUACAAAAAUUCCUCUAGAAAAUACUUCAACUAUUGUGGGUAAGAGUUUUUUUAGUCCAGUUUUUAAAAAUACAUAAGCUGAGAAGUUAUUUUGUCUAUUUAAAUAAUACUUCAAAUUGAGUUUUAUUUGAUGUUUAAUAAGACUUUGAAAUUCACUCAUUUUUAGGGGUUCUAAGUGAAAAUUGUUUUUCUCCUUUCAGUUGCAUGCUGCCAUUAGUCACCAGGUUGACCCGGAAUUCCUUGGUUUAGGUCUGGGCAGCAUCCUCCUGAACAGCCUGAAGCAGACGGUGGUGACCCUGGCCAGCAGCACAGGCGUGCUGAGCACCGUGCAUUCAGCCUCCCAGGCCAUGCUGCAGAGUGGCUGGUCCGUGCUGCUGCCCACCACUGAGAAGCAGGCCCGGGCGCUCUCUGCUCUCCUGCCCUGCGCAGUUUCAGGCAAUGAAGUGAACAUAAGUCCAGGUCGUCGAUUCAUGAUUGAUCUUCUGGUGGGCAGCUUGAUGGCUGCUGGAGGGUUGGAGUCAGCCUUACAUGCAGCCAUUACUGCAGAGAUCCAGGAUAUUGAAGCCAAAAAAGAAGCACAGAAGGAAAAAGAAAUUGAUGAACAGGAAGCAAAUGCCUCAGCAUUUCAUAGAAACAGGACUCCAUUGGAUAAAGACCUUAUUAAUACGGGGAUCUGUGAGUCUUCUGGCAAACAGUGUUUGCCUCUGGUUCAGCUCAUACAACAGCGUCUUAGUCAAUGUGAAAGAAUGGUGAGCAUUGUUUUGGAAGGCCUGACUAGGAGGAGGUGGGAGAAGUCAGACUCAGCCUGUGAACAGAGACUAACUUUAGCAGAAGCCAAAACAGUCAGACAGUGUUGUCUAAAAAUGAUCAUUCAAGAAGAGUGAAAAAACAAGGUGAUUUGUGAAAGAGAUUUAUUAGAAAAUGAAACACAUAUGUACCUCUGUUUAAUAAAAAUCUGCUUUUUGUCA